This is a messenger RNA of Angiostrongylus costaricensis, 717 nucleotides long. The record is from the annotation of a GenBank genome assembly. NCBI's taxonomy places the organism in Eukaryota, Metazoa, Nematoda, Chromadorea, Rhabditida, Metastrongylidae.
AUGGCCGACAUGGCGUCCACUUCCGCCGGCGCGCUCCGUGCACUGGCGAUGGAACUGAAGAAUAUCGAGUCGCAACCUCUCGAGGGCUUCACCAUCUCAGUCAACGACGAAAACUUAUUUGUCUGGACAGUAGGGAUCUAUGGGCCACCCAACACUUUGUACCAAGGAGGGUAUUUUAAAGCCGUGAUACGUUUCCCACCAAACUAUCCUUAUUCUCCGCCGUCAAUGAAGUUCAUUACUAAGGUUUGGCAUCCGAACGUCUAUGAGAACGGGGACCUAUGCAUUAGUAUUCUCCAUCCUCCAGUUGACGAUCCCCAUAGCGGCGAGUUGCCAUGCGAAAGGUGGAAUCCAACACAAAGCGUGAGAACAAUCUUGCUUUCUGUCAUAUCACUUCUCAAUGAACCGAAUACUUCUUCACCGGCAAAUGUCGACGCUUCUAUUAUGUAUCGAAAAUGGAAAGAUGGUACGGACAUGAACUAUGCGGAUAUUAUCAGGAAACAAGUUGAGCAGUCGAAAGAGGAAGCGCGGAAAGAUGGUGUUACUGUUCCCGAGACCCUAGAGGAGUACUGUAUAAAGUUUCACCCUCACUGUUGUGACGAUCAGACUAUGGACAUGCUUGAUCUAGAUGAAGAUAUGUAUGACUAUGGUGAUGACGAAAGCGACGAUGAGAAUGACUAUGCCGAGGAGGAUGAGGACAGUGGACAGGGCGAGAACUAA